UGAAAACCUUCCAAUGAACAUAUAAUAAACCCCUUUUUGACCUGAUCGAUUACUCCAUCUAAUCAUCGAAGCUCAAACUCAUGCCAACAUUAAUCGUAUGAGACAAAAUACUUCCAAAAUUGCAUCAUCAAUAUCAAUAUCAAUAUCAAAAUCAUUCAUUCAAUCAAUCUGUUCUUCCCUCAAUCUAGAUUCUCCACACAGCCAGUAGCUGAUCUUGUUCAGUUCAUCUCCAUGCUUUAAGAUUAGGGUUUUUUUUUUAUAAAUUUGGUGGAUGAUGGCUCAAUCUUCGUACAGAGUUCGAUCGGUUGGGGAUUAUGUUGUUGGGAAACAGCUCGGGUCGGGUUCGUUUUCUGUGGUCUGGCACGCCAGGCAUAAGAUCCAUGGCACCGAAGUUGCUAUCAAGGAGAUUCUCACCGGGAAACUCAAUAAAAAGUUGGAAGAGAGUCUCAUGUCUGAGAUUGAUAUCUUGAGAAACGUUAACCAUCCUAACAUCAUUCGGCUCCAUGAAAUGAUCAAGGAACCUGGAAAGAUACAUCUUGUCCUGGAGUACUGCAAAGGAGGUGAUCUAUCUAUGUUUAUUCAAAGACGUCAAGGUAGAAUUCCCAAAUCAACAGCAGUUCACUUUAUGCAGCAAUUAGCCGCUGGUCUGAAAGUCCUUCGUGAGAAUCAAAUCAUCCAUAGGGAUCUAAAGCCACAGAAUCUUCUACUCUCUACAAAUGAUGACAAUUCAACAUUGAAGAUCGCAGAUUUUGGCUUUGCAAGAUCCUUGCAACCUAGAGGCCUUGCAGAAACCUUAUGUGGUUCGCCGCUUUAUAUGGCACCAGAAAUAAUGCAGCUCCAUAAGUAUGAUGCCAAGGCAGAUCUAUGGAGUGUUGGUGCCAUUCUAUUUCAACUUGUAACAGGGAGAACACCAUUCACAGGAAACAAUCAAAUUCAGUUGCUUCAAAAUAUCAUGAAAUCAACUGAACUGCAGUUUCCUCCAGACGUAAAGGACUUAAGUUAUGAGUGCAUAGAUCUAUGCCGGAAAUUACUGCGACAAAAUCCAGUGGAAAGGUUGACAUUUGAGGAGUUCUUUACACACCCAUACUUGACUCAAACACAACCUGAUGAAUUGUCAAGCAGAGAUAGGAGGCCACGGAGAACAAUGGAUGGGUUUUCUUAUCCUAAAAUCCCAGCUUUUAGGAACAAACAAGAAAAUUGCCAAGAAGAUAAUUUACCAUUUAGUCUAGAUGAUGAUUCUAAUGAUCCUGAUGGCAGUCCGUCUUAUGUUAGGAGGUCACCGUUGAGAUCUACGUAUGGGUUUUCCCUGGAUACUGAAGUUGAUAGAAGAGACUUGUCAAAGGACAUGGAAAUUUCUUCCAGGUAUAGCAGUAUCAGACAGAAACCAGAUAAUAAUGGUUUUGUGCCAGGAAAUCGUAGACCGUCAGAAGGGAAUCUAAAAGAAUCUCUGAGAUCAAUUGAACACAGACCAGUAAAUAUGCAUUCCAAAGUGGACGCGCUGGAGUUGAUUGAUCAGGAUUAUGUUAUAGUAUCUGGUCCCCUUGGGGAUGCAUCUUCGUUGGCAAGUGUUUCUAAGGUGAUCCAAUCAGCGUCCAAAACAGGGAGCCCUCCUCUACCUUUGAGGGAUAUUCAUUCAACAUCCAGUGCACCGUUACCCAUCAUUGGUGGAGCCGCCAGUAAAAUGCGCUGCACGGGGAGCUUUGAAAGUCAAUGCUCCGCACCCUCUGGGACGUCCCAUGGAUCAGUUGAUAUAAUUGAUGUUUCAGAACAGCCACCAACUGACUGCAUGGCAAGAAUCAAGUCAUUGCAUGAUUGUGCCUCUGCCAUCUCCGAGUUGGUGAAUGACAAGAUUGAGGCGGGGCGGAGGCUAGAAGCAUUCUCUAUUCAGCUUGUGAUCCUUGCAAUAUGGAAGCAAGCACUGGAUAUCUGUCACACACAGGCUGCUUCAGCUAUUAAAGGAAGUCCAUGUCAAGAAACUACAACUUUUAACAUGACCAGCAACAGGGAACGUGAUGGUCCUGAUAUCCAAGAAUGUCUGGAAACUGCCAAGUCUCCACAAGAUGUUUGCAGUCAUAUUGAGAGAAUAUUUCUUGGUGAAGUUGAAAAUGCCGAGGAACUUGCCAAAGUUAUAGAGCCUGGAAAUGAUGGGAUGCCGGAUGCAAUGGAAAUAAUAUUUCAGGCUGCCCUUAAUUUCGGCAAACACGGGGCUGUGGAUGAGUACAUGGGUUUCGUUGAAAAUGCAGCAGGGUUCUAUUCAAAAGCAGUGCGUUUAUUAAGUUUUCUUCUGGUGGAAGCACCUUCGCUGAUUCUUAAUCCUCCAUUCUCGAUCACAAACUCAGAUCGUUAUAGGCUUAGAACAUAUAUUGAUCUACUUAACAACAGACAGAGCCAUUCGAGAUCACAACGAAUCGCGCUCCUCAAAGGUGUCGGUUAUCAGCAUUCUCCAGCAUGAAAUGAAAUUCAGAGGUAAAUUAAUUAACUCUUGUAAAAUUCUUUGUUGUACAGAAGAUAUUCUUUGUAAUUUGAACAUGGUGUUGCCCCUCUGGGGUUGUUCAUAUUCAACAUUUCUGUAAACUAGACUCGAAAGUAAAAAAGGGAAACAAAAAAAAUAUAAAAAAACAAGGAUAAAAAAGAUGGAAAUUGGGAGUUUGAAUUCAUGGUUUCAGUUUGGCAAGUAGCUUAUUAUGUUAAGACAGCUUUUAAC
Molecule: messenger RNA, 2704 nt
Organism: Cynara cardunculus var. scolymus (artichoke)
Lineage: Eukaryota; Viridiplantae; Streptophyta; Magnoliopsida; Asterales; Asteraceae
Product: serine/threonine-protein kinase ATG1c-like
Exons: 13
Coding region: 272-2452 (726 amino acids)
Biological process (GO): peptidyl-serine phosphorylation; autophagy
Cellular component (GO): cytoplasm
Molecular function (GO): protein serine/threonine kinase activity; ATP binding
Source: RefSeq, a predicted model, not a curated record